GGGCCCGGGCCCGCAGCGCGCACGCGCGAACCCCGUUGCCUGUGGUCGUCCGGUGUCCGAAGCGUCCCGCGCUCGUCAUGUCGGCCUCGGUGGUGUCGGUCAUCUCGCGGUUCCUGGAGGAGUACCUGAGCUCCACUCCGCAGCGCCUGAAGCUGCUGGACGCCUAUCUCCUGUAUAUACUGCUGACCGGGGCGCUGCAGUUCGGCUACUGUCUCCUCGUGGGCACCUUCCCCUUCAACUCUUUCCUCUCCGGCUUCAUCUCGUGUGUGGGCAGCUUCAUCCUAGCGGUUUGCUUGAGAAUACAGAUCAACCCCCAGAACAAGGCGGAUUUCCAAGGCAUCUCUCCAGAGCGAGCCUUUGCGGAUUUCCUCUUUGCCAGCACUAUCCUGCACCUUGUCGUCAUGAACUUCGUUGGCUGAGCUGCUCCCAUUUCCUUAGGCACGGAGUUGGAGGUUGGCAGAAUGUUCACUCUUUGAUGUCCCCGGAUAAGAAUUCUUGAGAUGACAGCUUGUUGAACAUUGAUUCUUCGGAUCUGUGCUUAACUGUGGCCUUGACUGGGUGUGAAAUGGGGAGCCCAGAGACCCUCCCUUUGCUCCGUCAGACUGGCUUUACAACGUGUGUCUGUUAACACGGAGUCUGCCUUCCCCAAGUGUAACCCUUACUCUCCAAAUUAAACAAAGUUUCUCUGCCGUUCCUCA
Molecule: messenger RNA, 698 nt
Organism: Mesocricetus auratus (golden hamster)
Lineage: Eukaryota; Metazoa; Chordata; Mammalia; Rodentia; Cricetidae
Gene: Dad1
Product: defender against cell death 1
Exons: 3
Coding region: 78-419 (113 amino acids)
Biological process (GO): protein N-linked glycosylation
Cellular component (GO): membrane; oligosaccharyltransferase complex
Source: RefSeq, a predicted model, not a curated record